GCGCGCACGCGGGCGCGUCCUCCCACACACCUCCACCUUUACCUCCGCUCUCCGCUCCCUUCCCCCUCCAAAACACCCUCCCGCGGGGUGGGACGGGGGCGGAGGCGGGGAGGUCCCUUCCGGGGGCUGGGAACUCUAGGGGCCGCGUCACGCCUGGCUCAGCCCCCGCGGCUCCUCCUCCUCCUCCUCCUCCUCCCCGCUCCGGGCACUCCUGUCUCCGCCCGCCCAGUGGGGAGGGGGGGGGGGCAGCCAGAGACCCAGACGGCCUGGGCGACUCCUCCGGGAAACUCCGUGGCCGUGGCUGGGGAAGGAAGAAGGCAGCCCUGCCUGCGCCGCUGCCCGCUGCCCCCCGCCCCUCACCGGGGUGGGUCACCCCACCACCCCUGCUGAGAAAGGGUGGGAAGGAAGGAAGCAGCCGCGGGGGGCACCAUGUUCUCCAAGCCGCCCCGACCCACCUUCAGGUCCUACCUCCUGCCGCCGGCGCCGCCACCUCAGGAUGAAGAGAAGAGGAAUCCUGAGCCCAAGAUUAAAAAGCUGGAACCAGUGCUUUUGCCAGGAGAAAUAGUUGUAAAUGAAGUCAAUUUUGUGAGGAAAUGCAUUGCAACAGACACAAGUCAGUAUGAUCUUUGGGGAAAGCUGAUAUGCAGUAAUUUCAAAAUUUCAUUUAUUACAGAUGAUCCAAUGCCAUUUCAGAAAUUUCAUUAUAAAAACCUUCUCCUUGGUGAACAUGACGUCCCUUUAACAUGUAUUGAGCAAAUAGUAACAGUAAAUGACAAUAAAAGGAAACAGAAGAUCCUAGGCCCCAACCAGAAACUCAAAUUUAAUCCAACAGAACUAAUUAUUUAUUGCAAAGAUUUCAGAAUUGUUCGAUUUCGCUUUGAUGAAGCAGGUCCUGAAAGUGCCAAAAAGGUGUGCCUUGCGAUAGCUCAUUAUUCUCAGCCAACAGAUCUCCAGCUACUCUUUGCAUUUGAAUACGUUGGGGAAAAGUACCACAAUCUGGCUAAAAACAUUAAUGGAAUAGACCCUGGAGGUGGAGGAGUAACUGGUGGUAGUAGUCAAAAAACUCCUUUAUUUGAAACUUUCUCUGAUUGGGAUAGAGAAAUCAAGAGGACAGGUGCUGCAGAAUGGAGAGUUUGUUCAAUUAAUGAGGGCUACAUGAUAUCUACCUGCCUUCCAGAAUACUUUGUAGUUCCAUCUUCUUUGGCAGAUCAAGAUCUAAAGCUCUAUUCUCAUUCUUUUAUUGGAAGACGAAUGCCAUUAUGGUGCUGGAAUCACUCUAAUGGUAGUGCUCUUAUAAGAAUGGCCCUCAUAAAAGAUGUAUUGCAACAGAAAAAAAUAGAUCAAAGGAUUUGUAAUGCAAUAACUAAAAGUCAUCCACAGAGGAGUGAUGUUUACAAAUCUGAUUUGGAUAAGAAUUUACCCAAUAUUCAAGAAAUACAAGCUGCCUUUGUAAAACUUAAGCAACUGUGUGUUAAUGAACCUUUUGAAGAAACAGAUGAGAAAUGGUUGUCCUCACUGGAAAGUACUCGGUGGUUAGAAUAUGUAAGAGCUUUCUUAAAGCAUUCUGCUGAACUUGUAUAUGUGCUGGAAAGUAAACAUCUGUCAGUAAUCCUUCAAGAGGAAGAAGGAAGGGACCUGAGUUGUUUUGUAGCUUCUCUCGUACAAGUGAUGCUGGAUCCUUAUUUUCGAACAAUUAUUGGAUUUCAAAGUCUGAUACAGAAAGAAUGGGUCAUGGCAGGAUAUCAAUUCCUAGACAGAUGUAACCAUUUAAAGAGGUCUGAGAAAGAGUCUCCCUUAUUCCUGUUAUUUCUGGACUCCAUCUGGCAGCUGUUAGAACAAUAUCCAGCAGCCUUUGAAUUUUCAGAAACUUACUUAACAGUGCUGUAUGACAGUACACGGAUCUCAUUGUUUGGCACUUUUCUUUUCAAUUGUCCUCAUCAACGAGUAAAACAAAGCACAGAAUUUGCUAUUAGCAAAAAUAUACAACUGGGUGACGAAAAGGGCUUAAAAUUUCCUUCUGUUUGGGACUGGUCUCUUCAGUUUACAGCAAAGGAUCGCACCCUUUUUAACAACCCCUUGUACAUUGGAAAGAGUGCACCACGUGUACAAAAUGGGUCAGUGAAAUCAUUUAAACGGACAAAGAAAAAUUAUAGCUCUACGUUGAGAGGAAUGCCACCUUCCUUUAAGAAUGGAAUCAUCAGUGACCAAGAUUUGCUUCCAAGGAGAAAUUCACUAAUACUGAAAUUGAAGACAGAUCUUCAGCAAACUGACAGCCAGAGCACUGAUAUGGAGCAAUAUUUUAGAGACUGGUUUUCAAAACCUGUUGACCUGCAUGGUGUAAUUCUGCCCCGCCUCUCUGGAAUACACAUAAAACUGUGGAAACUCUGCUACUUCCGUUGGGUUCCAGAGGCCCAGAUUAAUAAUGGCGGCUUCAUUACAGCAUUUCACAGAGUAUCUCUAUUGGCAGAUGAAAUAGAUAUGCUCAGCAGGAGUCUUCGACAGUACAAGAGCAGUCCCAUGCAAGCUAGCUCUUCAGAACUGGAUCAGAGUAGAAUAUACUUUAGAGCAAAUGGUCUAAAUGAUACAUCUGGGACUCCGGAGUUUCUUUCCUCUUCAUUUCCAUUUUCACCCAUAGGGAAUCUUUGCAGAAGAAGCAUUUUAGGAACACCAUUAAGCAAAUUUUUAAGUGGUGCCAAAAUAUGGUUGUCUACUGAGACUCUAGCAAAUGAGGACUAAAAUGUAGUAUUUUCUGAACAUUUGGGAGAAAAUGGUAAAUCUUUUUCCUCCAAGUUAACACUGCUAACUGUGGCAUCCGAAGCUGUAAUAAUUUCAUAUACAAGAAUAAUAGUUGAAUUUUGCACAAAUAUUUAAAAGCAAACUGAAUCAUGCUUCAAUCGCACAAUUUUCAAAGUAGGCAUAAACCUUGGUUUUGAUUUUUUUUCUCCUGAAUUUCAUAGGUCUGGGCUUAUUUUCAGGUGAUGUGCAAGCAAAAAUUUCAUUUACUAAUUUAGAAGAUGAAUAUGAUUAUGCUAAUCAGAUUAUUUUUUUUGCUGCAUCUCUUUUCCAACCACCAAAUGAGGUUUCUCUGAUUAGCAAUUCAAGGAAGCAAAAGCAAAUAUUUUUAAAAAUCUAGAGUAACCAUAUUGCCAAAAAUAAGUUGACAAGUGUGGGAGCAAAACUUUGAAACUAGGCUUUAGUGUUUCUAUAUUUACAUACUUCUCUAGUUAUGUUAUCUCUAAUUGGUUUCAACUAAUGCUUAUAUUAGUGCACUGUGAUCAUAAUUUAUUUUUCAAAUCAUCGUGUUAAAGAAUCUUUAGAACAGGGUUUUUAAAUUUCGUGAGCUUCCCUUUACUACACAGGAACUAACUUUAAAAUGAUAUGCACUGUUAAUCGUAAAAUGUUUGCUGUAGAUAAUAUAAUUAUAGCCUUAGAAGUGCCUUUAAUUGAAAUGAACUUUAAGAUAUGUAUACUACACAGUGAAAUGUAAUUUCCUUUUAAAUAGGAUGUUAAAAUCGUAAUGUGUAUUGUAAACAUCAUUUUGAUAUUCAGAUUCAUAAAACUAACUGGAAAUCAGCAAAGCCAUUAUUUGGACCUUUAAACAGCAUAGAGCAUUAAGUGCCAGUAUAUAUAUGGAAUGCCUUUGAUAGUGUCAUUUAGAAUGAACCUUUAUUUAGAAAGAUCUUGGCAGAAAGAUUUUAUUUCAGUUUUACUAAGUCAUUGUCACAGAAUGAAGUGUUUCUUUUUCUGUUAUGCUAAUUGUUCAUUUUUAUAUUGGGAAAAAUUCAGUAUAUGCUGUGAAGAUUCAAAUUUUGGUUUUUCCCUCUGGAAGGAAUAUCUGCAAUCCUAAGGAAAAGGAAGUAUUCAUUCUAUGUGUCACUGGCAUUUUGAUAAAUUUAAUUUUUGAUACAUUUUUUGAUGUCUUAUUAGAAGAAUUCAGAUCACCUAGUCAGAUAACAGGUCUAAAUAGUCAACCAAGGAUAAACAAAUUUGGGUCCAAAGGACCAGAGUGGAAGACACAAGAUUUCUUAAAUGCUACUGCUAACUUUGAGCAGGGAAGAGAGAGCCUUUUUUCCGAUGUGCAACUAUUUUUGUCAGAAACAUUGUGAGAAAAGAGACAAAAGUGAAAGAGGAUUAUGGAAAUAGGGACACAGAAGUGCACUUCACAUUUGUUUGGGGGUAUUUUGUUCCAGCCCCCUAAUUAAACUAUUGUAAUAUGCACAUAUUCAUUGCAAUAGCAUUAAUACCCCAGCCUUUCUAGCAGUGGCUUAAACCUUAGCCAAAGAUGUGUUUGAGUUGAAGCUUUGGGUACAAGAGCUCUAAUAUAGGAUCCUGAUUUUGAGGUUUUUUUCUACACUUCUUCCCUCUCUCCUCACUCCCUGUUUAAACAGUUUUUUUUUCUUAAAAAGUAGCCAAAUUGUUUACAGUUUCUUAAACUGCCAACUCAUUUGGGAUCUUUAAAAUUUUGACUAAGUAAAAUAACUAACUAGUCAGUAUAUUUCACUUUGAAAAAGUGACUACUGCCCAGGAACAAUAAAUUUUUGCAUUUUUUAAAGGUUUUCUAAGAUUGUGUUGUAUCUAUAUAUUUAAUGAGUAGCUGUUUCUAUUUGAUGAAUAAUUUGCCUUUUUACAAAAUUGUUUGAAUGGUAAUUGCUUCUUGGAUUGAAGAAGCAGAAAUGUUUUUAUAACUUGUCUUAAGAAUUUUGUCUUGUUUAUAAAGUCAAGGUUUUCCUAGCCUGUUGGAUAUAAAAAUAAGGGUUACUGUUAGUUUAUAUUGGAACCUUUUUGUUAUGUAAAUAUUUGUAAUAGCUUAUUGAUUGAAAAUCAGUUCUUAGUCCCUUAAAGUGCUGUCCAUUUCCUUUCCAUUUGUUCCAAGCUGUUUCCUCCCUGUUUUUGAAGCUGCUUCAUUGUUAACAUGUAGACUGUUAUGAAUUCAAACAUUGGAUUUAACUAAUUUUCUAUAGUUGUCUCCCCUUAGCCAUACAUUUCUUUUAACUUUAAAAAAAAUUUUUUUUACAAAUUUUAAAAUUAGGUACUAAUACUGAUUUAUAAAGAUAAAAAAAUCUUUAUAUGAGCUUAUUUUUAUAUCAUUUUCUAGUGAAAAUCUGCAUUGGUUCUCAUUGGUCUGUUACAAUGAUUAUUGUGCCAUAUUAUAUUGUACACAGAAUUAACAACUGCUGAAAUUUUAAAUCCGGCAAUUAAGAGUGGGUGAAAUGAAGCUGCAUUUAGCUACAGCUAACAAGAAAUGAUGCGAUUGCAACUACAGUAAAUAUACUGUACCAAAGAAGUCUGUAAUAAUGGAGAAUCCCAUAUGAACAUUCUGAUAAACCUCCUUAUUUUUUACAAUAAUUGUGCCAAUGUACUUUCAGUGAUAUUACUUAAACAUGUAUAGUGCCUGGCCAUUUAUUCUCAGAUGGAAAUUUAUAUUAAAACCAAAAAUAUUUCUAAACUUUUAUUUAAGUAAAAGAUGACUUGUCCCAAAUUAAUAGGUGAAAACUAUUCCACAGAUCUUUUAGUUAUAGUAACUGCUUAUAGCAGUAAACUCAGUUUUGUAAAAAUUGAUAUUAAGUGAAAUCUGAAACCUUUGUGCCUAACAAUGACUGUUACUUGAGUUAAGUAGGAUUUGGCAGGAAUAUUAGAAAUCUUGUCAGUAAGAGGCAAUGAAUGUGAAGGAGAUCUUGAUUAUUGAAUAAAGUUUUAUCUUUCCUCAGUGA
Messenger RNA from Trichosurus vulpecula (common brushtail), 5711 nucleotides. RefSeq names its product myotubularin related protein 10 (gene MTMR10). The transcript has 16 exons. The record is from RefSeq and is a predicted model, not a curated record. The coding region runs from base 430 to 2736 and encodes 768 amino acids. NCBI's taxonomy places the organism in Eukaryota, Metazoa, Chordata, Mammalia, Diprotodontia, Phalangeridae.